Messenger RNA from Acanthosepion pharaonis, 3564 nucleotides. NCBI's taxonomy places the organism in Eukaryota, Metazoa, Mollusca, Cephalopoda, Sepiida, Sepiidae. The record is from the annotation of a GenBank genome assembly.
AUGGCGUCGAAUCGUCGUCCCCAGCUUCCGAGUAAUUUAGCUUCGUCUUCCACAGUGACCGUCGAUCCAGGCCGGGAAUUAUUCGAAGCCUGCCGAAAUGGAGAUUUGGCUAAGGUCAAGAAGCUGGUCAACGCACAUAAUGUUAACGCCAAGGAUACGUCUGGAAGGAAAUCGUCGCCGCUUCAUUUUGCAGCAGGAUUUGGUCGCAAAGAUGUUGUGGAAUACUUACUUGAGUGUGAUGCCAACGUUCAUGCCCAUGAUGAAGGAGGACUUAUUCCAUUGCAUAAUGCUUGCUCAUUUGGCCACGCUGAAGUAGUACAGCUGUUACUGCGACAACAUGCUGAUCCUAAUGCUAGAGACAACUGGAAUUAUACCCCAUUACAUGAAGCAGCCAUUAAAGGAAAGAUUGAUGUUUGUAUAGUUCUUCUGCAACAUGGAGCCGACCCAGCCAUCAGGAACACAGAUGGAAAAACUGCCUUGGAUUUAGCUGAUCAGUCUGCGAAAGCUGUCCUUACUGGAGAUUAUAAAAAGGAUGAACUUUUAGAAUCAGCACGAAGUGGCAAUGAAGAAAAAAUGAUGGCUUUAUUAACUCCUUUAAAUGUUAACUGUCAUGCCAGUGAUGGCCGCAAGUCCACACCACUUCAUCUGGCAGCUGGCUACAAUCGAACACAGAUUGUUAAAUUGUUAUUGCAACACAAAGCUGAUGUGCAUGCGAAAGAUAAAGGAGGUUUAGUUCCUUUACACAAUGCUUGUUCCUAUGGACACUAUGAAGUCACAGAAAUGCUUCUCAAGGCUGGUGCCAGUGUCAAUGCUAUGGAUCUGUGGCAGUUCACACCAUUGCAUGAAGCAGCAUCAAAAGCACGAGUGGAGGUGUGUUCUCUUCUCUUGGCUAAUGGUGCUGACCCAACCUUAAUGAAUUGUCAUUCCAAAAGUGCAAUUGAUGUUGCUCCAACUAGAGAACUUCAGGAAAGACUUCAGUAUGAAUACAGAGGUCAUUCACUUCUUGAGGGAGCAAGAAAUGCUGAUUUAGCCAAAGUUAAGAAAUAUUUAGCAUCAGAUAUUGUCAAUUUUAAACAUCCUCAGACAGAUGAAACUGCUUUGCAUUGUGCAGCUGCUUCGCCAUACCCUAAGCGUAAACAAGUCGUUGAAACACUCUUACGUAAAGAAGCAUUGAUUAAUGAGAAAACAAGAGAAUACUUUUUGACACCUCUUCAUAUUGCUGCUGACAAAUCUCAUUAUGAUGUCAUGGAUAUACUUUUGAAGAAAGGAGCACAGGUAAAUGCAUUAGAUAGCCUUGGUCAGACUGCUCUCCAUCGUGUAGCUCAGCAGGGUAAUGUCCAGGCAUGUCGUUUGCUUCUUUCUCAUGGUGUGGAUUCUACAACCAUGUCAUUGCAGGGGUAUACAGCUGCACAACUUGCUACAGAGAAUGUUAAAAAAGUGCUCAGAGAGGGGCCUUCAGUUGAAGUAACAGAUGUGGACAUUCAACUUUUAGAGGCUGCCAAAUCAGGUGACCUUGAUCUUGUCAAAAAAUUAAUAACUGCUCAACCAUCAGCUGUCAAUUGCAGAGACUUAGAUGGCCGACAUUCCACUCCUUUACAUUUUGCUGCUGGCUACAACAGAGUUAGUGUAGUUGAAUAUUUAUUACAGAAUGGUGCUGAUGUUCAUGCUAAAGACAAAGGAGGCUUAGUUCCAUUGCAUAAUGCGUGUUCGUAUGGUCAUUAUGAAGUAACAGAGCUUCUUAUCAAGCAUGGGGCUCAUGUGAAUGUUGCCGAUCUUUGGAAAUUCACUCCACUUCAUGAAGCUGCUGCCAAAGGGAAGUUUGAGAUUUGUAAACUUUUACUAAAGAAUGGAGCAGACUUAAAUAAGAAGAACAGAGAUGGUCACAUACCUUUAGACCUUGUGAAAAGUGGUGAUACUGAUGUUCAGGAUCUUUUAAGAGGUGAUGCAGCAUUAUUAGAAGCUGCUAAGAAGGGCAAUUUAGCUCGUGUCCAGAAGCUGGCCACAAAAGAUAAUAUCAACUGUCAAGACACACAGGGACGCAAUUCUACACCUUUACAUUUAGCAGCUGGUUAUAACAAUCAAGAAGUGGCAGAAUUUCUUUUGGAGAAUGGAGCCGAUGUAAAUGCUAUGGAUAAGGGAGGUUUAAUACCACUCCACAAUGCUUCUUCUUAUGGGCAUGUGGACAUAGCAGCUCUUUUAAUUAAAUUUAACACUUGUGUCAAUGCUGUUGAUCGUUGGGGAUACACGCCUUUACAUGAAGCUGCACAGAAAGGUAGAACACAACUCUGCUCUUUAUUGUUGGCUCAUGGAUCAGACCCAGUCAUGAAGAAUCAUGAGGGCCAAACACCACUGGAUCUUGCUACUGCUGAGGAUGUAACUGCUUUACUUCAAGAUGCAAUGCAAGGUCAACCAAUACCCAGCACUCCAUUGACAAAGCCUUUAACUACAGUCUCCUCUAACUCUAUUACAGUAGCCAGUCCUGCUCCCAUCGCAUCAUCAGUGGCAGCAACAGCAGCAGAGGGCGCUGUUGGUGGUCUUCCUCAAAUGGCCCAUGUUGGUGAUGGCUGCGCUGAAAUGUUACCCAAUGAUGUUGAACAAAACCUUGAAUCGAUGAGUGUGGCUGUGUUUUUAUCAAACAUUGGAUUGGAGAAUUUGUGUGACAUUUUUGAAAAUGAAAAAAUUACUAUGGACAUUCUUGUUGAGAUGAAACAAGAAGAACUGAAAGAAAUUGGCAUCACUGCUUAUGGUCAUCGCUUCAAAAUUUUGAAAGGAAUAGAGAAACUCAAAAGCAAUCAAAUUGUAGGUCCUAAUCUGCAUAAUUCCUUACCUCAGCAAGGGACUAUCCUCAUUGAUUUAUUGCCUGAUGACCCUGAAUACAUAAUGGUAGAAGAACAGAUGCAAAGCACAGUCCGAGAGCAUAAAGAUAAUGCCGGUGGAAUAUUUGACAAAUACAAUAUCAUAAAGAUCCAGAAAGUACGUAACAAACGAUUGAAAGAGCGUUAUUUACAUCGUCUCAAAGAAGUUGCUGAAGAAAACAAUGGUAAUGGAAAUGAACGCCUUCUCUUUCAUGGAUCUCCUUUUAUUAAUGCUAUUGUUCAUAAAGGUUUCGAUGAGAGGCAUGCUUACAUUGGAGGCAUGUUUGGAGCAGGAAUUUAUUUCGCAGAGAACUCUUCCAAGAGUAAUCAAUAUGUCUAUGGUAUUGGAGGAGGUACUGGCUGUCCAGCCCAUAAAGAUAGAUCAUGUUAUAUAUGUCACAGACAACUGUUAUUAUGUCAAGUAACCCUUGGAAAAUCCUUUACCCAACUUAGUGCUAUGAAAAUGGCACAUGCUCCUCCAGGCCACCAUUCAGUGAUUGGUCGACCAAGCAAUGGUGGACUCACUUUUCCUGAGUACGUUAUAUAUAGAGGUGAACAGGGUUACCCAGAGUACCUUAUAAACUUCCAGAUUGUCAAGCCAGACAGCCAUCCAGAGACUUUUCUGUCUCUUCUUCCUAUGUCUGUCUCUUUCAAUUUCCCCUUUUACUUCUGUCAUUUCUCUUGUUUUCUUUUCAAACAUCAAUCUUAA